Messenger RNA from Tarenaya hassleriana, 453 nucleotides. Its product is annotated as transcription elongation factor 1 homolog. The record is from RefSeq and is a predicted model, not a curated record. Gene Ontology annotation, biological process: transcription elongation by RNA polymerase II. Gene Ontology annotation, cellular component: transcription elongation factor complex. Lineage: Eukaryota; Viridiplantae; Streptophyta; Magnoliopsida; Brassicales; Cleomaceae. Bases 106 to 438 code for a protein of 110 amino acids. The transcript is spliced from 5 exons. Gene Ontology annotation, molecular function: RNA polymerase II complex binding.
UUUUGCGCUUCUUCUCCAAAAUUGACCUCUUCGAUACAGUUUAGGGUUUUUCCAAGACUCCUCCAAGAGGCAUCGAUCUCCAAUUGCAGGGGAAGAGCUUAAACCAUGGGGAAGAGGAAGUCAAGGGCAAAGCCUGCUCCAAAGAAGCGAAUGGACAAGCUUGACACAGUAUUCAGCUGUCCCUUCUGCAACCAUGGAACUAGUGUCGAAUGCCGGAUUGAUAUGAAGAACUUGAUCGGUGAAGCUUCGUGUAGAAUCUGCCAAGAAAGCUUUAGCACUACUGUCACAGCUCUGACUGAACCAAUAGACAUAUACAGCGAAUGGAUCGAUGAAUGUGAGAGGGUCAACGCCAUUGAGGACGAAGUCGAGCAAGAAGAAGAAGAAGAGGAAGAGGAAGAGGGAGAUCACGUGUCUGUCAAGAGGAAGUACAGCUAUUAAAAGCCUUGGUUUUAG